Oncorhynchus masou masou (cherry salmon) is the source of this 4111-nucleotide messenger RNA. Its product is annotated as serine/threonine-protein phosphatase 4 regulatory subunit 1-like. The record is from RefSeq and is a predicted model, not a curated record. Gene Ontology annotation, molecular function: protein phosphatase regulator activity; protein binding. Bases 93 to 3191 code for a protein of 1032 amino acids. The transcript is spliced from 19 exons. NCBI's taxonomy places the organism in Eukaryota, Metazoa, Chordata, Actinopteri, Salmoniformes, Salmonidae. Gene Ontology annotation, biological process: protein dephosphorylation.
CCGCUCGUUCAUUUGUAACGGCAGUUCCUGUAUUCUCCCUCCAGUUGUUACCCCAUCUGCACAGACCGCUUUAAAUGUAGGACCAGGACAAGAUGGCGGAUAUAUCUUUACUCCAAGAGGAUUCCCAGGAGGAGUUGGACGGAUUUGGUGUGGAUGACUACAGCUCAGAGUCUGACGUCAUUAUUAUACCUUCAGCCUUGGAUUUUGUAUCGCAAGAUGAGAUGCUGACUCCUCUUGGAAGAUUGGAUAAAUACGUCGUUAGUGAAAAUAUUUUUAACAGACAGAUGGUGGCACGAAGUUUGUUGGACACACUAAAAGCAGUGAGUGAGGAUGAGAGGGACUGUAUCGGCGUCUUGGAGAGAGUGGGUCGACUUGCUGAUGACUCGGAGCCCUCUGUAAGAGCAGAACUAAUGGAGCAAGUUCCUCACAUGGCCAUUUUCUGUCAGGAGAACAGACCUUCCAUUCCGUUUGCCUUCUCUAAGUACCUGCUACCGAUCGUGGUGAGAUACCUUGCUGACCAGAACAACCAGGUAAGGGAGGUCAGGAAGACCAGCCAGGCGGCCCUGCUGGUGCUGCUGGAGCAGGAGCUGAUUGAGAGAGGGGACAUAGAGACCCUGGUGUGCCCCGUUCUGGUGGACCUGACCGCCCCCGACAGCAACGACGACGUCAAGACGGAAGCCAUGGCCAUCAUCUGUAAGAUGGCCCCCAUGGUAGGCAAGGACAUCACCGAGCGCCUCUUCCUGCCCCGCUUCUGUGAGAUGUGCUGCGACUGCAGAAUGUUCCACGUGCGCAAGGUUUGCGCUGCAAACUUUGGCGACAUUUGCAGUGUUGUUGGAGGAGAGGCAACAGAGGAACUCCUGUUGCCCCGCUUUUUCCAGCUCUGCUCGGACAACGUGUGGGGGGUGAGGAAGGCCUGCGCUGAGUGCUUCAUGACUGUUUCCUCGUCCACCUCGCAGGAAGUGCGCAGGACCAAGCUAUCGUCGCUUUUCAUCAGCCUCAUCAGUGACCCCUCCCGAUGGGUGCGCCAGGCUGCCUUCCAGUCGCUUGGCCAGUUCAUCUCCACGUUCGCCAGCCCCAACAGUGUGGGCCAGUACUUCAGAGAGGGGGAGGAGGGCAACUGUGUCCACUCACAGAACAGUAUUGAAGAGAAACCACUGAAUCUGGACACUACAGACCUUUCCCUCAGCGCAAACACAGAUGACCCUCAGAGGCGGGGGGAUGACUCUCCUGUACGCACAAAUGGCAACCACGUAGAGGGUUGUCUACAACAGGACUGCAUUUCCAACCAUGCCCAGGGGGACCACAGCGAGGGGGAGCAUGGGGGGUUUUGCCGGACAGAGGAGGAGAUGGGUAUAAUGGACGUGGCAGAGCAGGGGGGUGGGGAGCAGACGGCGGAGGCUUUGGCGGAUGCCCUGGACGGUCCCGAGUGCCCCUGUGGGAAGGAGGCUUCCUCGCUCGCCCCCAACCCGGACUCCUCGGAGAAGGAGGGAGACUCUACCAGCACAGCAGGGGCUCAGGAAGAGGAGAAAGCCCCUUCAGUGGCUACUGAGAGCACUAAGAACGAGCCACAGCCACAUGAGAAACGCACAACCUCUAACGAGAAGGACGACUCACCAGCAGACAUAUUGGCGCCCUCAUCCUUCUCCCUCCCUGAACCAGCAGAGGAGGAGUCCCCCUACGUCAGUCCUCAGGACAAUAUCCCUGAGCAGGAGCUCUACAACUCCUUCCACUUCUGGAGGUUGCCCAUCGCUGAGAUGGACCUGGACAUGGAGCUGCUCCAGCAGGGGGAGAGGGUCCCGGAGGAGCCCCCCUGCUACGUCUCCUCCAGUCAGGGCAAGGCUAAAGCCUCGGCCCCAGUCCUGGAUAGGAAACAGCUGGAAGAGCUGAUCGAAAACCUGGAGCCUCAUAUUGAUGACCCCGACGUGAAAGCACAAGUGGAUGUCCUGACAGCUGCUCUGAGAGCCACAACCAUGGACUCUCACCUAGAGGAUGCCUUCCUGGAGCCCCGGGACAGCCAGGGGGGAAACCACUACGACAACCCCUUUGGAGUGCACCAGAUGCCCCUUAUAGGACACCAUUCAGACAUGGAGAGGCGAAACUCCACCCUGCAGAUGCACCAUGGCGAUGACUCUGAGCUGAGCGAUAGCAGCUUCAGUCCAGAGGACGAGAAGAAAUCCAAGCAUCAGGACGUGAUCCCUCAGGCCCUGCUAGACCAGUACCUGUCCAUGACGGACCCUUCCAGAGCUCAAACGGUGGACAUGGAGAUCGCCAAGCACUGUGCCUACAGCCUGCCUGGUGUGGCCAUGACCCUGGGCAGACAGAACUGGCACUGUCUCAGGGACACCUAUGAGACCCUGGCCUCUGACAUGCAGUGGAAGGUGCGUCGGACGUUGGCCUUCUCCAUCCACGAGCUGGCCCUGAUCCUGGGGGACCAGCUGACUGCUGCGGACCUGGUGCCCGUCUUCAACGGCUUCCUCAAGGACCUGGAUGAGGUGCGGGUAGGGGUCCUCAAACACCUCUACCACUUCCUUAAGCUGCUGCACCAGGACACGCGGCGUAAAUAUCUGUACCAGCUCCAGGAGUUCCUGGUCACAGACAACAGCCGCAACUGGCGCUUCCGAUCAGAGCUGGCAGAACAGCUGGUGUUGUUACUGGAGCUGUACAGUGGUCAGGAUGUGUAUGACUACCUUCGACCCCUGGCCUUCAGCCUAUGUCUGGACAGAGUAUCCUCUGUACGCUGGACCUCCUACAAACUGGUGAGUGAGAUCAUCAGGAAGGUGGCGUCGUGCCAGGCGCUGCUGGCAGACUUCCUGAGUGAGCUGGUAGAGAAGUUCUGCCACUCCUCCAAGUGGUCGGGACGACAGGCCUUCGCUUUCAUCUGUCAGCUGGCGAUUGAGGAUGACUGUGUGUCGUUGGAGCAGUUCACGGAGCAUCUGCUGGCCCCUUUGUUACAGCUGGCCUCCGACCCCGUUGCCAACGUCAGGGUGCUGCUGGCCAAGACCAUCCGUCAGAGCCUGCUGGAGAGAGAGUACUUCCUGCAUUCUGCCAACUCCCACCAGGAGGCGCUUGAGCAGACAUUGGUGGCCCUGCAGAUGGACCUGGACAAGGACGUCAAAUACUUUGCCAGCGUGCAUCCUGGGAGCACUCGCCUCAGCGAGGACGCCAUGAGCACCACCUCCUCCACCUACUGAGCCCAGAGCACCGCUCGCCCCUCUAAACACACACAGGGUAGGGUGCAGAGGGCUUGAGGUAGCUUCUGUUACUGGCACUUCUACUUCUAAACAGCCACAAGGGGAGGACCCAUGAAUCAAUACAACAGAUACAUUUAGUGCUUUGAUUUGUUUUAUAUAUUUUUUUGCCACAGAAGCCUUAAGUGUCUUCCUUAAACUGGAAAAUACUUGAAUGUCCGGAGUGGAUUCAGUGACUAACAAAACAAAUGGGGGGGUGAUGAGGGGACGCAUGGGGCCCGGCGCUAAUAAGGACCCCCAUCAGUACCUCUCCUUCCCGCUCUCUUUCUAUCGCUCUCAUCCUCCCGAAACUUAGCGGAAAAGCCAGUAUCUCACAAGCUUUAUCGAACCACAUAGCAGGACGACUGUCUCUAACUCAAAACGUUUAAACGGUGUAAUGUUUCUGUGAUUGCUUUUUCUUAUUGAUACUGUAUAAAUGACUCCUAUGCUGCAUAUAUUAAAAAAAACAAGACUUAAAAAAAAUGUCUGUACCAUCACAGCCUUUUUCUGUGGACGUAGCACGUCUUCUCCUGGGCUCCUGCCUCCAUUGUUUUAACUCUCUAGUGCAGCACAUUGUUGUACCCAUAGACAGAGGGCCUCCCCCUGGCAGGCAGGGGUCCCUGUUUUAAUGAGAAGUAAAUGUAUUUUUUUAUUAUGGAUGUCCGUUUUGCGGUGUUUUUUUUAAGUAAGCGGAGAGAUAUCCAAUUGUAAAAGGUCAGCACACUUGAAACGUGGUAUUUAACCUGAGAAUAAAAUACUGCGCCGCACCCCCGGCUGUUGUACCCUAUUCUGUACAUAUCUCCAGCACCUUCUCCAUUUUGAUCAACGAUCAUGUAUAGUAUUGUGAUACCUGUCGCAACAUUAAAUAAAAAAGCAGGCACAAA